GGGUUCUGAUUUAUUAUGAUUGCUGUGCAGAAUUUACCGUCUAACAUGACUCUGGAUUUGUAUACAUCUAUAGUAGAAGCGGAGGAAGCAGAGUGGGAAGUAGCAUGUUCAGCUCUGGCCCAGAGGCUAGGUGAGGAGUUGAGGGCUGCCAAGUCUGCACAGUUAUCCUGUGGUGAGGUGUUGCUGCCACGAGAGUUGCUGCCUACAGUCGCUAGCGAGAUACUGGCCCAGUCCGUCUGCGAGCCCUGUGGUCUAAGGGGCUGCACCCUGGACAUCCAGCUAGAGACUGAGGAAGGCAGUCAGGUGAAGAUCAGCAGCAUCAAGUGGGACCCUCAGAUGAGCUCCACCUUCCUGCUGAGUCUAACGCUGAGGCAAGACACAACACACAAGUGGCGACUUUCUCAGCUGCUGAAGACUUUGACCAAGGGUCGCACUCUGGUCAUCAGCAACAACUUCCUCCUACACAAGACAAGGCUCUACCGGUCCCUCUCUAACACCCAGUGAGUAAUCAUGUCAGAUUUGACUAUUGAUACAUCAAAGUAGACAUCCCAAAGGCAUUUUCAAGCUAUAACCAGUUUUAAA
Molecule: messenger RNA, 582 nt
Organism: Macrosteles quadrilineatus (aster leafhopper)
Lineage: Eukaryota; Metazoa; Arthropoda; Insecta; Hemiptera; Cicadellidae
Product: protein charybde-like
Exons: 3
Coding region: 16-504 (162 amino acids)
Biological process (GO): regulation of TOR signaling; negative regulation of signal transduction; apoptotic process
Cellular component (GO): cytoplasm
Source: RefSeq, a predicted model, not a curated record